Molecule: messenger RNA, 945 nt
Organism: Anopheles cruzii
Lineage: Eukaryota; Metazoa; Arthropoda; Insecta; Diptera; Culicidae
Product: platelet glycoprotein Ib alpha chain-like
Exons: 2
Coding region: 1-945 (314 amino acids)
Source: RefSeq, a predicted model, not a curated record
AUGAUGAAGGUACAACGACCGCUCUCGUUGCUAGUGUUCGAGGUGACCGUGAUCGUGCUGCUGAUGCUGGGCUUCGGAACGACCGACGCGGUGGCGCAGGUGAACCACUGGCAUCAUCCGAGCGCUGGCCACGCGGACAUGUACCAGGCGUGCCUCAGUGACUACCCGUGUGAGCCGAGUUAUUUGUGCGACUUUUACGAGUGCGACGAGGACGAAGAUUCGGAGCAAGCCUGUAGUUCAGAAGAAAACGAGUCAACCACAACCAGCAGCGAAGAGUGCGGUGAAACGACGGAAACCACGACGGAAACCACGACUUCCCCUGCAACAACUUCUACAACGACUGACCCUACAACAACUUCUACAACAACUGACCCUACAACAACGACCUUAACCAAAACUAGUUCAACAACGGAAAGACCAACAUCUACGUCCACUGAACCUACAACCAAAACGACACCAACGACACCUGAAUCAACGACACGCAGAUCGAGGAAAAAACACAAACAUCAGUUUUCUAAGCACACCACUAAGCCUACUUCACCGGCGGUAACUGAGCCUAACGCUCAAACGUCUGUCAGUGAGACUACAUCGGUGCCAUCAGCGAGUACUACUGAUGCUCCCACUACUAGUACUGCACCGAGUUCCGUGCCGGACUGUAAGAUCGGUGGGUUCCGAAAGCUCUGGAAACCGAAACCUAGGCACUUGAAUCGAAUUCUUCAGAACAGACGCACCCCCGAGGAGGUGAAUUGUUUGCUGGAGGAUUACAUGGCGCCCCUGGAACGGGUGCGCAGCAUGGCCAAGACGGCCUCCAAGCAGGAGCGAGUCUCGGCAAAGGAUUCCCCCUCGCUGGUCCACUACCAGCAGGAGCUCGAGUGCCUGCUGAGGCCCUGGUCACGCAAGUGUAAACAUUGGAAGUCUCUCCAGGGACGAGACAAUCGUGUGUAG